UCUCUACAAUCUAUUAUUCCAGUUCCUCUCUCUCUCUCUCUCUCUUUGCCGAUCAAUCCAAAGAGUUAAAAGCCAAAACGGCAAAAGUACUUAAGACUUGAAAAGUACAAAGUGCUUCGUCAACAGCUGAAGACUUGAUUUUGGAUUUCCAAUUUCAGUAAUCUUAGUUCUAGGUUCUUAUUGGCGAAUUUUUAUCUACGAUGGCUCCAAAGGGCAAAAAGCAUUGUGUUAGAACUUUACCCCCUGAUGUACUUAACAAUCUUCCUGAGAAUGUAGUUGAUGAAAUUCUUAUCCGUUUGCCUUUACGAGAUGCUGUGAGGACAAGCAUCUUGUCGAAGAAAUGGAGAUAUAACUGGUGUAGACUUCCACAGUUGACGCUUGAUCAAGCACUUUGGAAAACUAAGAAGGAUCUAACAUACAUUACAAGUAACUUCACAAAGAUUAUCUACCACAUUAUGACCCUUCAUGUAGGACCAAUUACAAAGUUUACCCUAUGCAUUCCUAACUUGGAAGGUUGUCCUAAUCUCGAUAACUUGAUGUAUUUCCUCUCUAGGAAUGUCAUUAAACAUCUUGUUCUUAGACUUCCGAGGGGUAACCCGUACAAAUUGCCUUCUUCAUUUUUUGUAUGUUUGCAGUUAAGGCAUCUGACUCUAAAAAAUUGUUUAAUACUUCCUCCUCCAACCUUCAAAGGAUUUGAUAGGUUAACUAGCCUGAAAUUAUACAACGUUUCAAUUUCUUCCAAGUUGCUUGAAAGUUUUAUCUCUCAUUCCCCGUUGCUCGAGCAAUUGGUGCUGCAGAUCUCAGGUUUAAGUGACAUCAUUGAAAUUAAUGCUCCGAUGCUGAGAUCAUUUGACUUCACAGGCAAUAUAAGAUGUAUUUGCUUUAAAAGUAUCCCUCUUCUGGCAAAACUUUUACUUACACAAGAAAAUUAUGUGGAAGAAAAAUGUAAUAUUGCCAAGUUUUUUGAGCCUCUUAUUGCUCUCGAGCAUCUCCAUCUGAAUGACACGUUCUUUUUUGCAGGAGCAGGUGAAGUACCAACAAGGCUUCCCUUUAAUCUUAACUUUGUCAAACAUCUUUGCAUAUCAAGUAUUUGUCUGUUUGUCUUGGAAGAGGUUUCAUGUGCUCUUUGCUUGCUAAGAAGCUUCCCAUGUUUACAAUAUGUGGAAAUUAAGGUGGAGGCCGGUGAUGGCAACGAUAUACCUGCUCUAGAAUGUCUUGAAGUAGAACAAUUCUCGGAUGUGUCAUUUAAUCACCUCAGGGAAGUUAAGCUAAUACGGACUAAUGGCACAAUUCGUGAGAUGCAGCUUAUGAAGCUUCUGUUAGCCAAGUCUCCGGUGCUGGUGAGAAUGCUAAUCCAACCAUGUCUAGUUGAAGAUUCUGCAAUACUUGCUGAGCUAACAAAUUUUCAGCGUGCUUCACCUAAAGCACAAGUUGUCUAUAAACAUCAAUAAGCAUCCAUAUUUACCUUCCUUUUUUAUCGUCUCGAUUCUUCAAUCAAACCAUGAUCCUUGUGUAAAAUGUUUGGAUGUUGAUUUAAGAUAGAAUGCAGUAGUAUUAAACUAUUAAUGUUGUAGUUUGCCUAAUUGCCAUAAGACUGGGUGAAGUCUAAAACAUAAAUUAUAAAAGCGAAUGUGGAUGGUUUCUUCAACUUUGUUAUUA
Messenger RNA from Nicotiana tabacum (common tobacco), 1659 nucleotides. Its product is annotated as F-box/FBD/LRR-repeat protein At1g13570-like. The record is from RefSeq and is a predicted model, not a curated record. NCBI's taxonomy places the organism in Eukaryota, Viridiplantae, Streptophyta, Magnoliopsida, Solanales, Solanaceae. Gene Ontology annotation, molecular function: protein binding.